GCUUUUGGAUAGACGUAGGCUACGUCCCCGACUCUCACAACGAUAUAAUAGGCCUUAAACAUCACGCAAAUGAAUGAAUUGCUCCGACGACAAGGAGAGUGUGUGUUUUGGUUAGCCUACGCAACUUCAAAACGAAGAGAUUCAUUUUAGGCUUCAUUUUUGAAUAUGGAUAUGCCCAACAGUAGUGCGUAGUUCCUGCAGCACUGUAUGGUACAAUAUCCAUUUGCCCAGAGCUUAGGCUACCCAAAAGCACAUGCUUUCGCGAAUCACAGCGCAGCGACCAGGACAGCCGAGCAGCGUGGACAAGUAAACAAGACCCAGAGUCCCACGGAUGAGUUUGUGAAUAAAAAUCUACAAUGACAUGCAGACGACGAAAACAACAUGGACUUUUCGAAACGAGAGAGUUGGAGCGUAUUUUGGAUUCGUGUACGCUGGACUUAACACCAGUCGACGAGGUCUGGCCGAAUUUGUUCAUCGGAAGCGUUGCCAUUGCACAGAAUCUGACUGCGCUGAAGAAGCUGGGCAUCACGCAUGUCCUGAACGCUGCACACACCAAGCAAGGCUGCAUUGGGGACCAGGACUUCUACGGGGACGCGUUCGUUUAUCAUGGCAUCCCAGCCGAUGAUUCCUCAAAGUUCGACUUGAGUGUUUACUUUCAUCCCGCGGCGGAUUUCAUCCACAAAUCUCUGAAGAAGAAAGAUGGUAAAGUGUUUGUACACUGCUUCAUGGGAGUGAGCCGCUCAUCUACGCUAGUGCUGGCUUACCUCAUGUUGAAGCAGCGGCUGAAGUUGCGUUCUGGCGUGGAGACACUCAUCCAGAGGCGGGCCAUCUACCCAAACAGGAACUUCCUGUCACAGUUGCUGGAACUGGAUGCACAGCUGCAGAGGAAGCGCAGACUCUGCCCCAUACUCUGAGUGAUCACAAACGCACACGCAUGCACACGCAUGCACACGCACGCACGCACUCUCACUCUCUCUCUCUCUCUCUUUCUCUCUUAGACUCCUAAAACACACACACACACCAUUUAGGCUACUGUAAGAAUCUAAAAGGAAAUCAUUUACAUUUGCCAAAAUUCUAACUUGUUUGGACAACAUUUGUCUCAAUUCCUAAAUUCACUCAGGUGCUAAAUACACAGCUGUGUCUUCCCAGAGGGACGAUGUGUGUUUGUGUGUGUGUGAGAGAGAGAGGGAGAGGGUCUCAGGAGGGGAUGAGCUCAGCCAGACGGGAGUCACAGCUGGAAAAAAAACAAGGUUUCAAAUAAUGAACAUAACCAAAUGUCCAUUGAAAAGAAGAUAGAAGAGUGAAACACAUCUCAGGGACAGUGUUUAUCUACAUCUGAUCAUAUUUACAAAGAAGAGCUCUAGAAUAGCUAGCAGUCUCGGACUGGGUUAUUGCACGCACAGAUAAUACAAGGGUAGGCCUAUCAUCCUCUUAUCUAACUCUGGGGGAGAUGGUGAACAAGCUUAUUUCCCCUAAAAGUUGGCAUGUUCCUUUCAGGAGGUAAAAUGACAGUAACAGAAACCAUUGGAAGAAUGAUGGACAGGUCUAAAGGCUGGGGAGAGUAUAGGGGAGGAUUUGUGUCUUCAAACCACUCUAAAAAUGGUGAAAUGUCUAAUAAAAUUAUAGAUAGAAUUAUCCUGUAAUACUUAGAUAGAUAGAUAGAUAGAUAGAUAGAUAGAUACUUCAUUGAUCCUGAGGGGGAAAUUCAAGGUGUGAUACUGUUACCUUUUUCAAUAAAACACUUGAUUUA
Messenger RNA from Alosa alosa (allis shad), 1750 nucleotides. Its product is annotated as dual specificity protein phosphatase 13-like. Gene Ontology annotation, molecular function: MAP kinase phosphatase activity; protein tyrosine/serine/threonine phosphatase activity. Gene Ontology annotation, biological process: protein dephosphorylation; negative regulation of MAPK cascade. The record is from RefSeq and is a predicted model, not a curated record. The coding region runs from base 357 to 914 and encodes 185 amino acids. The transcript has 3 exons. Gene Ontology annotation, cellular component: cytoplasm. NCBI's taxonomy places the organism in Eukaryota, Metazoa, Chordata, Actinopteri, Clupeiformes, Clupeidae.